CCAAAGCUUGAGAGAAAGGACUGCAUUUAAUCGCGCAGUGAAGAAUCCGCAACUACAACCGUGUCUCGUUGUUUCACCUUCCUCCGCUUUUCCUCACCAGUAUGAUGUUGUCAUGAGGAAUGUACAGUAGGUUUACCUGCGAUAUUUGACAGCCAAGAACUGAAUAUUCUUUCAGCACUUCCCUCCCGGACAAGCACAGUUUUUCGCGUGCACUUUUUUGGUGAUGCUGUUUGGAUCCUAGGCUAAAAAAAGCCAGAAGCACGUUUGCCCGCCUGUAUGUUGUCAGAAAGGUUAUUGGGUAUGUAGUGUAAUGUAGCCAGGUAUCUGAAUAUUGCUCUGUGUUCUGCUAACUUCUUAUAAUUGGAUUGCACAUCACAAGUCAAAGAUUUCUUCCUCCUCCGACCUCGGGUGCUGUGGACUAGGAGGAAACAUGGGACUGCCUGCUCUGGAGUUUAGUGACUGCUAUCUGGACAGUCCCCAGUUCCGAGACAGAUUGAAGUCUCACGAACUGGAACUGGACAAGACCAAUAAAUUCAUCAAAGAGCUGAUCAAAGAUGGGAAGGCGCUCAUCCAAGCACUGAAAAAUCUGUCCACAGCCAAGAGGAAGUUUGCAGAGUCUCUCAAUGAGUUUAAGUUCCAGUGCAUAGGAGACGCAGAGACGGACGACGAGAUAUGUAUCGCAAAGUCUCUACAGGAGUUUGCUGGAGUUUUGCAGAACCUGGAGGAUGAGAGAACGCGGAUGAUUGAGAAUGCAGAUGAUGUGCUGAUUAUGCCACUGGAGCGGUUCAGGAAGGAGCAGAUCAGUGCUGCCAAGGAAGCCAAGAAGAAAUAUGACAAAGAGACAGAGAAGUACUGUGCUGUACUGGAGAAGCACCUAAGCCUAUCAGCAAAGAAGAAAGAAGCACAUCUUCAUGAAGCAGACAGUCAGGUGGACCACGUGCGGCAGCAUUUCUACGAGGUGUCUCUGGAGUAUGUGUUCAAGGUGCAGGAGGUCCAGGAGAGGAAGAUGUUUGACUUCGUAGAGCCGUUACUGGCAUUUCUUCAAGGGCUGUUUACUUACUACCACCAUGGGUACGAGUUGGCCAAAGACUUCAACCACUUCAAGACAGACCUCACCAUCAGCAUUCAGAAUACACGGAACCGUUUUGAAAGCACACGGUCUGAGGUGGAGUGUCUGAUGAGGAAGAUGAAGGAGAACCCCCAUGAACACAAGAGUAUCAGCCAUGACACCAUGGAGGGAUACCUGUUUGUACAGGAGAAACGCUCUUUCGUGUCAACCUGGGUCAAGUACUACUGCACCUACCAUCGAGAGCCCAAACGAGUCACCAUGGUCCUGUUCGACCAGAAGUCUGGAGGCAAAGUGGGGGAGGAGGAGAGCUUCACUCUGAAGUCCUGCACAAGGCGGAAGACGGACUCUAUAGAGAAGAGGUUCUGUUUCGACGUGGAGGCUGUAGACAGGUCAGGCGUGAUCACCAUGCAGGCUCUAUCGGAGGAAGACCGCAGGCUGUGGAUGGAAGCUAUGGAUGGGAGAGAACCGGUCUAUAACUUAAACAGAGACAGCCAGAGCGAAAGCAUGGCCCAGCUGGAUGUGGUUGGCUUCAACGUUGUGAAGAAGUUCAUCUAUGCUGUGGAGACCAGAGGCAUUGAUGAGCAGGGCCUGUACAGGAUUGUUGGAGUAAACUCCAGGGUGCAGAAACUCCUGGGUCUCGCCAUGGAUCCCAAAACCUGUGCUGACGUGGAGCUGGACAGUACAGAAUGGGAGAUCAAGACCAUCACCAGUGCAAUCAAGUACUACCUCAGAAUGCUGCCCGCGCCCCUUAUGACUUAUCAGUAUCAAAGGAGCUUCAUCAAGGCAGCCAAACUGGACAAUCAGGAGGCAAGGAUCACAGAGAUCCACAGCAUCAUCCAUCGGCUCCCAGAGAAAAACCGCCAGAUGCUGGACCUGCUUACCAAACACUUGGCAAAUGUGGCCAGUCACCACCAGCAGAACCUGAUGACUGUGGCCAAUCUGGGCGUGGUGUUCGGCCCCACCCUGCUGAGGCCCCAGGAGGAGACUGUGGCCGCCAUCAUGGACAUCAAGUUCCAGAACAUUGUGGUAGAGAUCCUCAUCGAAAACCAUGAGAGGAUAUUCAAGGAUAUGCCAGUUCCGGGAGGUGGCCCGGCCAACCUACAGCUCAACCUGCAGUCUCGGAGGAGGAGCACCGAGAACAAGGCCCCGUCCUGCAGCGAAAGACCCCUCACCCUCUUCCACACACCCACACACACCCAGAAAGUUGAGAAGAGGAACAGCGUGGUAGUGAACUCUACUCCAGAGCCCCAGCAGCCUCAGCCGACCCAGGCCAAUGCCCCCCACAACAACCGCUCAGCCACCCGCUCUUCCUCCUCAGCAGCGGACAACCAUAACAGCAGCGGUAGCCACGGCCACGGGUGGACCCCACGCAACAGCCUGACCAGCACUGACGGAGACCAGGACGGGGGCCUGAUGGCUAGGCAGAACUCACAGAGCCGCCCUAACUCACUGCUGAACCCAAAGAGCCGCACCAGUAUCCCAACGAGCCCAGCCUCACCGCGCUCCCCCUCCUGGCCGAUGUUCUCUGCAUCCUCCAGCCCCCAGCCGGCUUCCUCCACCUCCAGUGACUCCUCCCCUAUCAGCGUCCCAGGCAGGAAGGCUAGGGCCCUCUACGCCUGCAAGGCCGAGCACGUCUCUGAGCUCUCAUUCAUCGCAGGAACCAUCUUUGAAAAUGUUCAUCCCUCCAGGGAGCCUGGCUGGCUGGAAGGCACCCUAGACGGCAGGAAGGGCCUGAUACCGGAGAACUAUGUGGAGUUUCUGUAGCCCUGGACCAGGACUGUACUGGACUGGGGAGACCACACAGUUGCACUGUGCUCCUACAAGUUAUUGGAAGAGUCUGGAGCACAGAUGGCUUCCUGCUGUGCAUGGUCAUGAAUCUGGAAUUCAGCAGCAGACAGAUGUGUGUGUGUGUGUGUGUGUGCGUGCAUGAGAUGCAUUGAGUUGUUGCUACGAUGGCUCAUUCCCCUAUUCAGACAGUCCUUGUGUCAUUAAAAUGCACUGCCACUUCUUUUAACGUCUUCUAUUAUCAGUUGGGACUUUGGAAGAUGUUUCAGUUUUGGGAUGGGAAAAGGGGAAGUUCACUCAGCAGCCCUACUUCUCUUCUAGUGUACUGUUUAUAGGAAUGGAGUUGAUUGUGUUGGGAGUGUUCAUCUCUAAAUGAUGGGGGGCGUUUUUCAGUGAGUACUGCUAUAAAUGUGAGCACUUGCUGCCUUGCCCGGUAUUCCCCUAGACAAGACAGAACACAACUGCUGUUUCCCUACCUGCACAGUAUAGAGGUGGGAGCAUCCUGAAUGUCUUUACUCCCUGUUAGACAGAUUUUGUAUUAGCUAAUUUUUGCUCAGAACUACUAGGUGAAAUUGUCUCGAUAAACUUGGAAAGGAAGUUAACGGAACUGUUUUCAUUUAGGACAAUAUAACAUAAUUUGUUUUGUAUUUUUUUAAUUUUCUUAACGUAUAUAAAUGGGGAGUGUUAUGUGAAACUAGACUACUUUGUUCAUAUGUAAGCCUCGUAUUUAUAAUAAUUUUCAAAGAUGAGAUCCUGAACUGUAUUCUUUUGGGAUGUUUUACCAUUGUAAAUACAUGAGAUUUGAUAAGAUCAAUUUUUUUAACUAUCAAAUUUUAUAUUUUGUAUUGUAGCAUACUAAGUUAAUUUUAGCAUCUCAGUUGCUAAAUUUGUUUUUAUUUGGUUCAUGUCCAUUGGGAGCCUUAAUAUUAUUUCUGAUUAAAUGAAUCAUGAACAAAGGUUGUACAGAAUUUCAUCUAUUAAAGAUAAACGAACUGGCA
Coregonus clupeaformis (lake whitefish) is the source of this 3852-nucleotide messenger RNA. Its product is annotated as rho GTPase-activating protein 26. Gene Ontology annotation, cellular component: cytoplasm. Bases 431 to 2833 code for a protein of 800 amino acids. Gene Ontology annotation, biological process: signal transduction. The record is from RefSeq and is a predicted model, not a curated record. The transcript has 24 exons. Gene Ontology annotation, molecular function: protein binding; GTPase activator activity. NCBI's taxonomy places the organism in Eukaryota, Metazoa, Chordata, Actinopteri, Salmoniformes, Salmonidae.